Messenger RNA from Helobdella robusta, 1156 nucleotides. RefSeq lists its product as hypothetical. The record is from RefSeq and is a predicted model, not a curated record. The coding region runs from base 562 to 1032 and encodes 156 amino acids. The transcript is spliced from 4 exons. Lineage: Eukaryota; Metazoa; Annelida; Clitellata; Rhynchobdellida; Glossiphoniidae.
GCAACAAAGAUACAAAGCGAGGAUGUCCUUAGCAUCAACAACAACAACAACAUCAACAUCAACAUCAGCAACAACAUCAACAUCAGCAACAACAUCAACAUCAACAACAGUAACUUGGCCAGCUUGAAUACAGUCAACAACAACACAAGCAACAACACAAGCAGCAGCAGCAGCAGUAGUAGUAGCCACAAAAUUAUCCUUGAAAACUUAACCGACGACAAAAAUUUGUUUCAAUAUCAACAGCAGAGCCAAUUACAUCCACAACAACACAAACAACAACAACAACAAACGCAACAAAACACAAAUUUGAUUCUGCCAUCAUCAUCGUCAACGUCUUCAACAUUAGCCGUAUCUCAAGAUCCCACCAGCCAAUCGAAUAGUUGUCCAAGUUUGAAACCAGCCAAUAGAAAUGAAGCAGCGAGAGUCGAAGCAGUUGAUUGGCCAAUAAAAGCUGAAAUAUCAAAUGAUGCACUCCUGGCACGCAGUUCAAUCGGUUACUACACUGAAAAUCAGUUACUCGACUGCCAUCUGUUGAACUCCUCCAACCAAUCACAUUACUCGAUGCCCCAUGCCACCACAAAUCUGACCAAUCAGAACGUGAGACGUCACAUGGCUACCCCGCUCAGCUACCAAGAACAUGCAGGGAUGUUCCUGUACAACCAGCCAUUAGAUAUGAGGUCUUCGUUGGGCGCGAAGGUGAUUGGCCAGGUUGAUUAUUACCCCAGCCAAUCAGAUCACCAGCCAUCUUUACAUCAACUACAAACUUAUAAGAAACAACAUCCACAACAACAACAACAUCAACAACAACGUCCACAACAACAAUAUGCAAUUUCGCGACAAAAUGCUUCCAACUACAACAGCAGCGCCAGCAACAAUGACUGCAGCAACUCCCAACAUGACCUUGACUAUUUCAACAACUAUCAUCAUCAUCUCCUUCAUCAUCAUCAUCAACAACAACAACUGCAACAACAUCAGCAACAACAACAUCAACAUCGUCACCAACAACAGCAUUCGCUCAACAAACAUAUAUAGAUUCUUAUAGAUAUCCCCAAUUAAAUUACGAUUAAACACCGUUCAACUUUUUGAAAUUUAAACUCAACACCAUGGUUAUCUGGUUGUUUGAUUUUGAUUAACAUAAAUGAAGAACAGACAAAAA